Messenger RNA from Lithohypha guttulata, 1554 nucleotides. RefSeq lists its product as uncharacterized. Gene Ontology annotation, molecular function: transmembrane transporter activity. Gene Ontology annotation, biological process: transmembrane transport. The record is from RefSeq and is a predicted model, not a curated record. Gene Ontology annotation, cellular component: membrane. The transcript is spliced from 2 exons. Bases 1 to 1554 code for a protein of 517 amino acids. NCBI's taxonomy places the organism in Eukaryota, Fungi, Ascomycota, Eurotiomycetes, Chaetothyriales, Trichomeriaceae.
AUGGCUACAAAAGACAACUCGAACGUAACUCAAACUGUCCCUGAGCUCAACGAAGGAGCUCUGUCUGUUGAUGAAAUACAACUCAGAGCUCAAGGCCAUGUCGGCGUACUCCCCAGACAAUUCAGCGCCUUCGCAACUCUUGCUCUAGCCUUCAGCAUUACAAACAGCUGGGUCGGCUAUGCUGCGACAUUCGUUACGCCUCUGUUUGCUGGCGGCGGACCGGCCGUCUUCUGGGCACCUAUUGUGGCAUGUAUUGCCUCCUUCUUCAUUACAGCCGGCCUAGCAGAAUUAGCUUCAGCAUUCCCUUCUAGUGGAGGGCAGUAUCAUUUCGCGUUCAUGGUCGCGCCGAAAAGGUACAGAGCAAGCAUUGCUUUUGCUACAGGUUGGCUCAGCUCCUUUGCAUGGCUCUUUACUACAGCAAGUGCGAAUCUGUUCUGCGCACAGAUAUGUGUCAACCUCGCGACUCUAUACAACCCAGAAUAUGCGUGGAUACAGUGGCAGGUGUGGCUUGUCUAUACAGGUUUCAUCAUUGCGUGCUCCUCGAUCGUCAUCCUACUACCACGGCUUAUUCCCAAGGGAGAGAUCGUCUUCUUCUGGGCUUCCGUCCUGGGUUUCGUCGUUUCGUUCGUUGCCAUACUGGUGGCCAGCGACACCAAGCAGUCGGCCUCGAUUGUGUUCACAGACUGGGUGAAUCAGACAGGCUGGAACGACGGCACUGCUUUCCUGCUCGCAGUAGGUCAAGCGAUGUAUGGUUUCUUAUGUACAGACUCAGCAACUCACAUCAGCGAAGAGCUUCCUAAUCCUGGCCGCAAUGUACCGCGUGCUAUGUGGGGAACUAUCGUGAUCGGAAUCGCCACGACCUUACCCUUUACUGUCGCCCUCCUGUUCUCAACUCACGACCUCGAAACUGUGUCCCUCUCUUACCUGCCGAUAAUGGAAGUGUACAGCCAGGCAUUGAACAACAAGGCUGGUGCGUUCGUCCUCACAUUCUGGAUCUUAUUCGUGUAUUUCGGUGCCACCAUCGGCUUGGUGGUGACUUCUGGCCGACUCCUAUGGGCGUUCGCAAGGGACAAUGGGCUACCGUUUUCGCAUGUGUUCGCCAGAACACAUCCCACUUUAAAGGUUCCUGUCAACGCCACAAUCCUCACAGCCGUCUUCUGCAUACUCUACGGCCUCAUCUACAUCGGAUCGACCACCGCCUUCAACAGUUUUAUCGCUACUGCCAUUCUCUCGCUCAACAUCACCUACGCGAUUCCUCAAUUCAUCGUCCUCUGCCGCGGUCGUUCCUCGGUCUUGCCAUCUCGCCACUUCGAUCUAGGCAGCUUUUUCGGCCCCUUUUGCAACUUGUUCUCAACACUUUGGGUAGCACUUUAUGCAGUCCUGUUCUGCUUCCCAAUUUUCCUACCUGUAACAGUCCAGAGCAUGAAUUAUGUGAGCGUCGUUAUGGCAGGGACGGGGUUGUUCAUAGUCCUGGCUUGGUGGCUACCAGGAGGGAAUAGGGGUACUUUCACAGGACCGAAUGUGAAUAUGGAGAUGCUGAGUGUUGUCAAUUAG